This is a messenger RNA of Penicillium atrosanguineum, 735 nucleotides long. RefSeq names its product PSME3-interacting protein. The record is from RefSeq and is a predicted model, not a curated record. Lineage: Eukaryota; Fungi; Ascomycota; Eurotiomycetes; Eurotiales; Aspergillaceae. The transcript has 2 exons. The coding region runs from base 1 to 735 and encodes 244 amino acids. Gene Ontology annotation, cellular component: nucleus.
AUGUCUUCGGGAUUCGUUUCAGCCGGAACCAACGAGCAGCCUGUCGAGCGUGACGAUGAGUGGCUGCGCGCGCAGAAAGAAUUGGACGAGGAGAGGAGGCGCAAGGCGGAGAUAGGCAAGCAGACCGACGGGAAGAGUCUGUUCGAGGUGUUGGAAGCGAACAAGAUGGCCAAGCAGGAAGCUUUUGAGGAGAAAGCGCGUCUUAAGAACCAGUUCCGCGCCCUGGACGAAGAUGAGGUCGACUUUCUCGAUUCCGUUCUCGAAUCCACUCGCGCUCAAGAGGCGGCCGUGAAGAUGGAGACGGCGAAUCAGCUUGAGGUUUUUCGCAAGCAGCGCGAAGAGGCUGAGAAGGCUAUGCUUGGUCCAACCUCCUCGGAGGUGAAACCCGCAGAGGAGGAGGAAUGGACAAUACCCGCGCGCAAGAGACGGCGUGAUAAAGGCAAAGACCUGCUGCUUCCAGGCAAGAAGCGUAAGGCUUCUGGUGCGGAGGCCAGUGCAAAGCCCGAUACGACUCAAGAUGAGAAGUCGAGUCAAGGGAACGGACCUGCGCCUGGAAAAAGCCCCGUGCAGGCUACGAAUAGGACUACUUCAUCCAGGACAACGAAUCCCACGGUGGCUGGGAAUGCCACAGAGAGCUCAUCUACAAACAAUCAACCAGAGGUCACGGCACCGAUUCCACCGGCAGCUACACCCCUUGGGCUGGUCGGAUACGGAUCGGAUUCAGACUCGGAAUAA